Calypte anna (Anna's hummingbird) is the source of this 3732-nucleotide messenger RNA. It is a transcript of the gene BMP2K, whose product is annotated as BMP2 inducible kinase. Gene Ontology annotation, biological process: protein phosphorylation. The coding region runs from base 185 to 3532 and encodes 1115 amino acids. The record is from RefSeq and is a predicted model, not a curated record. Gene Ontology annotation, molecular function: ATP binding; protein kinase activity. The transcript is spliced from 16 exons. Lineage: Eukaryota; Metazoa; Chordata; Aves; Apodiformes; Trochilidae.
GGUGGUGGCGGCUGGCGAGGAGCAGAGGGGUGGGGGCCGCGGCCGGCAUGUGAAGCGGGGCAUCCCCAUCCCCGCGCCGGCAGCUAUCGGGUCAGCGGCCGCCCCUCGCCUCAGGCUUCGCCGUGACCCCGGCGGCUUUUUCCUCGGCCGCUCGGUACCCGGCCCUGCGGGGCCACCGCUCGCCAUGAAGAAGUUUUCUCGGAUGCCCAAGUCCGAGGGGAGCGGCGGCGGCGGCGGCGGGACGGCGAGCGUGGGCUCCGGCGGCAGCGGGGGGAGCGGCGUCGCCUUGGGCAAGGUGCUGGCCGUGGGGCGGUACCAAGUGACUCCCGAGGAGCUGCUGGCGGAAGGUGGCUUCUCAACUGUGUUUCUCGUGCGUACCCACAGUGGGAUACGUUGUGCUCUGAAAAGAAUGUGUGUUAAUAAUGUGCCAGACCUCAACAUAUGCAAGAGAGAAAUUACAAUUAUGAAGGAGUUAUCUGGGCACAAGAAUAUUGUGUGCUAUUUGGAUUGUGCUGUUAACUCAGUCAGUGAUAACGUUUGGGAGGUGCUCAUUCUCAUGGAGUACUGCCGAGCUGGGCAGGUUGUGAACCAGAUGAACCAGCGUCUGCAGACAGGUUUUACUGAGUCAGAAGUGAUGAGAAUAUUUUGUGAUACCUGUGAAGCUGUUGCCCGGCUCCAUCAGUGCAAAACCCCCAUAGUUCACCGGGACCUCAAGGUGGAGAAUAUAUUGUUAAAUGAUAGUGGGAACUAUGUUCUCUGUGAUUUUGGCAGUGCCACUAACAAGUACCUUAAUCCUCAAAAAGAUGGUGUUAAUGUGGUUGAAGAAGAAAUUAAAAAGUAUACAACACUGUCAUACAGAGCUCCUGAAAUGAUCAAUCUCUAUGGAGGAAAACCAGUUACUACCAAGGCAGAUAUAUGGGCACUUGGCUGCUUGCUGUAUAAACUCUGCUUCUUUUCACUUCCCUUUGGAGAAAGUCAAGUUGCUAUUUGUGAUGGAAGCUUUACCAUUCCAGACAAUUCCAGAUACUCACCUAGUAUACACUGUUUGAUAAGAUAUAUGCUUGAACCAGAUCAAGAACAGAGACCUGAUAUUUAUCAGGUAUCUUACUUUGCCUUUAAACUUGCCAAAAAGGAUUGUCCAGUGUCCAACAUUAAUAAUUCUCCUGUCCCUUCAACUCUUCCUGAACCUAUGACAGCUAGUGAGGCAGCUGCUAGAAAAAGCCAAAUAAAAGCAAGAAUAACAGAUGCUGUUGGACCAACAGAAACCUCAAUUGCACCUCGACAAAGACCAAAGGCCAACUCGAGCACUGCUGCUUCCAGCGUGCUGGCGAUCCAGAGCUCAGCUACUCCAGUCAAAGUACAAGUUCCUGGUGAAUUUGGUAAUCAUGGGCAAAAAGGAGCCCCGCGACCAGGGAACGGGCCAGAAGUGCUCCUGUCAGCAGGGACCAGCCAGCACCCCCCGCAGCAGAACCGGGUGCUGCAGCAGCUGCAGCAGGGGGACUGGAGACUGCAGCAGCUGCAGCACCAGCACCACCAGCCUGCACUGCAGGACACUUACCUACAGCAGUAUCAUCAAGCAAUGCACCAGCAGAUGGUCCAGCAGCAGCUGUUGAUGCAGUCUGCAUACCAGCAGCAACCUUCCCAGUCUCCAUACCCUGCUGUGAUGCAGCAAUAUCACCAGGCUCUCCUACAGCAGCAGAUGCUUGCUCAGCAGCAGCAGCGCUCACAACAGGCACAGUCUCCUGAAUAUAUCACUUCUCCUCAAGACUUCUCACCAGCCUUAAUCUCCUACCCUGGGUCUCUUCCAGUGCAUACUGGAGCAGUGGCAGACUCUCCCUACCCUGCCAGCAGGUCAGGUAUUCCUGAUGCUGAAACAGUUGCCAGUUACCCAAAGCAGAGCAUCAGUAACCCACCUGAUAUGUCAGGCUGGAACCCAUUUGGAGAUGACAAUUUUUCCAAGUUGACAGAGGAGGAGCUGCUGGACAGAGAAUUUGACCUGCUAAGAUCAAACAGGCUGGUGGACAGGAGAGCAUCUUCAGAUAAGAAUGUGGAGCCACAUUCUGCUCCACAGAAAAACCCUCCUGAAGAUCCCUUUGGUUCUGUUCCUUUCAUUUCUCACCCAGGUUCCCCUGGAAAACAAGUGGAUAACUCAGCCAGCAAUCAAGGAAAUAACUUGGGGACCCCAACCAAAGGUGGAAAACUGAGCCAUGCUUUUAGAGAUCCCCGGCCUGGGAAGAAACCUGCAGAGGGACAAGUGAUGAAAGGUGAUGAAUCAGAGAGUGAUUUUGAAUCCGAUCCUCCCUCUCCCAAGAGCAGUGAGGAAGAGGAAGAGCAGGAGGAUGAAGAAGUCUUGCAAGGAGAAAACGGAGACUUCAAUGAUGACAAUGAUACAGAACUUGAGAAUUUAGGCCACCGGCCUCUCCUCAUGGACUCUGAGGAAGAGGUGGAGGAAGAGGAGGAAGAGAAGCAAAGUUCUGACUCUGAUUCUGAUCGUACCAAACAAAAGUCUGUGGAAGGGCUCCUGAGCAGUAGGUUCAGAGAUGAUGCGGGCAGCAGUGAAGUCACUGAACUCAGUUCACUGCAUAUGCCCCCGUCUGAGGUGCCAAGUACUGUCAGAAAAACAAUCCCUGGCCCAGAAUUCGAUGUGUUUGGGGCAGUGCCCUUUUUCACUCUGCAGCCUCAGCAGAGAGAGAGGAUGGACAAAGAUGUUUCUUCUCAGAUGGCUUUUCCCUGCCUGAACCAAGACCAGGAUGACUUCGAUGUUUUCACAAAAGCCCCCUUCAGCAAAAAGGUGUCUCAGCAAGAUGCCCAGGUGGUGGGAACCGAGCCUCUGCUCUCCCCCACCUCCCCGCGAAGCGUCGACAUCUUUGGCUGCACCCCGUUUCAGCCCUCCCUUCUCCCCAGGAGCGGUGGGAGCAGAGAGGACCUGUUCGGGCUGGUUCCUUUCGAAGAGAUCACGGGGAGUCAGCAGCAGAAGGUGAAGCAGCAGCGGAACCUGCAGAAGCUUUCCUCCCGGCAGAGGCGCAUGAAGCAGGAGGGCUCCAAGAGCAACGGGAAGCGGCACCACGGCACCCCCACCACGGCCAAGAAGGGGCUGAAACCCAACUACCGCACCCCGGAGAGAGCCCGCCGGCACCGCAGGGCAGCCCGCAGGGACUCCCAGAGCAGCAACGAGUUCCUGACCAUCUCCGACUCCAAAGAGAACAUCAGCCUUGCCCUGACCGACGGCAAGGACCGAUCCAACCCUCUGCAGCCCGACGAGAGCCUGCUGGAUCCUUUCGGAGCCAAACCCUUCCACCCGCCGGACGGGAUGCGGCAUCCCCAGCACCAGGGCUGCGCUGAGCCCCGGGGGGACCACGGCCCGGGGGCUGCCAGAGCCAGGCAGAGCUCCUUGCACGCAGGAGAGGGGCUGAAAACAGAUGACUUUGGGGCAGUGCCCUUCACGGAACUGGUUGUGCAGAGUGCCCAGGGCCAGCAGCAGCUGCUUGAGUUAGAUCCCUUUGGCGCAGCUCCCUUUCCUUCCAAACAGUAAAUGCUUCCAGUGGGUUCCCCCACACCACCUCUCCCGGUGACUUCACAGAGGUUUAAUUAGUGGAGUAAUUUCUCUGGUUGAAUUGGCAGGGCCCCGGGUUGCCCAGGUUGUUCAAGAAGGCAUGGCCAGCUUGCACCAUGAAAUCUAAAUUUCUGCUGGGUUGUUCAAGGGUUGUUUUUCUGGGGGGGUUGGUUGUUUCU